AUACUAGAAGAUGAUGAGGAGGUUAUGGAAAGCUAUCUAGAGGGCAUCUACGAAGUGAACAAUCACAUUGAGCGAUUUUCAUUACAAGAUCCUAAUGCAGAAAAAUGGAAGGCUAGCAAGGUCCCGAUAAAGAAACUGAAUAAUUGUGCGAGCAGCUUCACAGUAUAUCAAGAAGACGAUGAGAAGGAGAACACAGAUCCACAAACGAACAAAGUCGAGCACCUUGCUGCAAUGUAUGAUAAAGACGAGAUCAAGCAGGACGUCAAGAAAGUGGUGCGGAAGAUCAACUUCGAUGACGACGAUGACGAAUAA
Cylicostephanus goldi is the source of this 312-nucleotide messenger RNA. The record is from the annotation of a GenBank genome assembly. Lineage: Eukaryota; Metazoa; Nematoda; Chromadorea; Rhabditida; Strongylidae.